AUGGUCGUGGACGUGGACGUGGACGUGGACAUGGACGUGGACAUGGACGUGGACAUGGACGUGGACGUGGACGUGGACCUGGACGUGGACCUGGACGUGGACGUGGACGUGGACGUGGACGUGGACGUGGACGUGGACGUGGACGUGGACGUGGACGUGGACAUGGACGUGGACAUGGACGUGGACGUGGACGUGGACGUGGACGUGGACAUGGACAUGGACGUGGACGUGGACGUGGACAUGGACAUGGACGUGGACGUGGACGUGGACGUGGACGUGGACAUGGACGUGGACGUGGACGUGGACGUGGACCUGGACGUGGACGUGGACAUGGACGUGGACGUGGACGUGGACGUGGACGUGGACGUGGACCUGGACGUGGACCUGGACGUGGACGUGGACGUGGACGUGGACAUGGACGUGGACGUGGACGUGGACAUGGACGUGGACGUGGACGUGGACAUGGACGUGGACGUGGACAUGGACGUGGACGUGGACAUGGACGUGGACGUGGACAUGGACGUGGACGUGGACGUGGACGUGACGGACGUGGACGUGGACGUGGACGUGGACGUGGACAUGGACGUGGACGUGGACGUGGACGUGGACGUGGACAUGGACGUGGACGUGGACAUGGACGUGGACAUGGACGUGGACAUGGACGUGGACGUGGACGUGGACGUGGACAUGGACAUGGACGUGGACGUGGACGUGGACAUGGACGUGGACGUGGACGUGGACAUGGACGUGGACGUGGACGUGGACGUGGACGUGGACAUGGACGUGGACGUGGACGUGGACGUGGACAUGGACGUGGACGUGGACGUGGACGUGAACAUGGACGUGGACGUGGACGUGGACCUGGACGUGGACGUGGACGUGGACGUGGACAUGGACGUGGACAUGGACGUGGAGGACGUGGACGUGGACAAGGACUUGGACGUGGACGUGGACGUGGACGUGGACAUGGACGUGGACGUGGACAUGGACGUGGACGUGGACGUGGACGUGGACGUGGACGUGGACAUGGACGUGGACGUGGACAUGGACGUGGACGUGGACGUGGACGUGGACGUGGACGUGGACGUGGACGUGGACGUGAACGUGGACGUGGACAUGGACGUGGACGUGGACGUGGACGUGGACAUGGACGUAGACGUGGACGUGGACAUGGACGUGGACAUGGACGUGGACGUGGACAUGGACGUGGACAUGGACGUGGACGUGGACGUGGACGUGGACAUGGACGUGGACGUGGACGUGGACGUGGACAUGGACGUGGACGUGGACGUGGACGUGGACGUGGACGUGGACGUGGACGUGGACGUGGACAUGGACGUGGACGUGGACGUGGACAUGGACGUGGACGUGGACGUGGACGUGGACGUGGAUGUGGACGUGGACAUGGACGUGGACAUGGACGUGGACGUGGACGUGGACAUGGACGUGGACGUGGACGUGGACAUGGACGUGGACGUGGACGUGGACGUGGAGAUGGUCGUGGACGUGGACGUGGACGUGGACGUGGACGUGGACGUGGACGUGGACGUGGACAUGGACGUGGACGUGGACGAGGACGUGGACUUGGACGUGGACGUGGACGUGGACGUGGACGUGGACGUGGACGUGGACGUGGACGUGGACGUGGACGUGGACGUGGACGUGGACGUGGACGUGGACGUGGACGUGGACGUGGACAUGGACGUGGACGUGGACGUGGACAUGGACGUGGACGUGGACGUGGACGUGGACGUGGACAUGGACGUGGACGUGGACGUGGACGUGGACGUGGACAUGGACGUGGACGUGGACGUGGACGUGGACAUGAACGUGGACGUGGACGUGGACGUGGACGUGGAUAUGGACGUGGACAUGGUCGUGGACGUGGACGUGGACGUGGACAUGGACGUGGACGUGGACGUGGACAUGGACAUGGACGUGGACGUGGACGUGGACAUGGACGUGGAUGUGGACGUGGACAUGGACGUGGACGUGGACGUGGACGUGGACAUGGACGUGGACGUGGACGUGGACGUGGACGUGGACAUGGACGUGGACGUGGACGUGGACGUGGACAUGGACAUGGACGUGGACGUGGACGUGGACGUGAACAUGGACGUGGACAUGGACGUGGACAUGGACGUGGACGUGGACGUGGACGUGGACAUGGACGUGGACGUGGACGUGGACAUGGACGUGGACGUGGACGUGGACGUGGACAUGACGUGGACGUGGACGUGGACCUGGACGUGGACGUGGACGUGGACAUGGACGUGGACGUGGACGUGGACAUGGACGUGGACGUGGACGUGGACAUGGACGUGGACGUGGACGUGGACGUGGACAUGGACGUGGACAUGGACGUGGACAUGGACGUGGACGUGGACGUGGACCUGGACGUGGACCUGGACGUGGACGUGGACGUGGACGUGGACGUGGACGUGGACGUGGACGUGGACGUGGACGUGGACGUGGACAUGGACGUGGACAUGGACGUGGACGUGGACGUGGACGUGGACGUGGACAUGGACAUGGACGUGGACGUGGACGUGGACAUGGACAUGGACGUGGACGUGGACGUGGACGUGGACGUGGACAUGGACGUGGACGUGGACGUGGACGACCUGGACGUGGACGUGGAUGUGGACAUGGACGUGGACGUGGACGUGGACGUGGACGUGGACGUGGACCUGGACGUGGACCUGGACGUGGACGUGGACGUGGACGUGGACAUGGACGUGGACGUGGACGUGGACAUGGACGUGGACGUGGACGUGGACAUGGACGUGGACACGUGGACGUGGACGUGGACAUGGACGUGGACGUGGACGUGGACAUGGACGUGGACGUGGACGUGGACGUGGACAUGGACGUGGACGUGGACGUGGACGUGGACAUGGACGUGGACGUGGACAUGGACGUGGACAUGGACGUGGACGUGGACGUGGACGUGGACGUGGACGUGGACAUGGACGUGGACGUGGACGUGGACGUGGACAUGGACAUGGAGGUAGACGUGGACGUGGACGUGGAAAUGGACGUGGACGUGGACGUGGCAGGGACGUGGACGUGGACGUGGACGUGGACGUGGACAUGGACGUGGACGUGGACGUGGACGUGGACGUGGACAUGGACGUGGACGUGGACAUGGACGUGGACAUGGACGUGGACAUGGACGUGGACGUGGACGUGGACGUGGACAUGGACAUGGACGUAGACGUGGACGUGGACAUGGACGUGGACGUGGACGUGGACAUGGUCGUGGACGUGGACGUGGACGUGGACGUGGACAUGGACGUGGACGUGGACGUGGACGUGGACAUGGACGUGGACGUGGACGUGGACGUGGACAUGGACGUGGACGUGGACGUGGACCUGGACGUGGACGUCGACGUGGACGUGGACAUGGACGUGGACAUGGACGUGGAGGACUUGGACGUGGACAAGGACUUGGACGUGGACCUGGACGUGGACGUGGACAUGGGCGUGGACGUGGACAUGGACGUGGACGUGGACGUGGACGUGGACGUGGACGUGGACAUGGACGUGGACGUGGACAUGGACGUGGACGUGGACGUGGACGUGGACGUGGACGUAGACGUGGACGUGGACGUGAACGUGGACGUGGACAUGGACGUGGACGUGGACGUGGACGUUGACAUGGACGUGGACGUGGACGUGGACAUGGACGUGGACAUGGACGUGGACGUGGACAUGGACGUGGACAUGGACGUGGACGUGGACGUGGACGUCGACAUGGACGUGGACGUGGACGUGGACGUGGACAUGGACGUGGACGUGGACGUGGACGUGGACGUGGACGUGGACGUGGACGUGGACGUGGACAUGGACGUGGACGUGGACGUGGACAUGGACGUGGACGUGGACGUGUACGUGGACGUGGACGUGGACGUGGACGUGGACCUGGACGUGGACGUGGACGUGGAUGUGGACGUGGACGUGGACAUGGACGUGGACAUGGACGUGGACGUGGACGCGGACGUGGACGUGGACGUGGACGUGGAGAUGGACGUGGACAUGGACGUGGACGUGGACGUGGACAUGGACGUGGACGUGGACGUGGACAUGGACGUGGACGUGGACGUGGACGUGGAGAUGGACGUGGACGUGGACGUGGACGUGGACGUGGACGUGGACGUGGACGUGGACGUGGACAUGGACGAGGACGUGGACGUGGACGUGGACUUGGACGUGGACGUGGACGUGGACGUGGACGUGGACGUGGACGUGGACGUGGACGUGGACGUGGACGUGGACGUGGACGUGGACGUGGACGUGGACGUGGACGUGGACGUGGACGUGGACGUGGACGUGGACGUGGACGUGGACGUGGACGUGGACAUGGACGUGGACGUGGACGUGGACGUGGACAUGGACGUGGACGUGGACGUGGACGUGGACAUGGACGUGGACGUGGUCGUGGACGUGGACGUGGACGUGGACGUGGACGUAGACGUGGACGUGGACGUGGUCAUGGACGUGGACGUGGACGUGGACGUGGACGUGGACGUGGUCGUGGACGUGGACGUGGACGUGGACGUGGACCUGGACGUGGACGUGGACGUGGACGUGGACGUGGACGUGGAUGUGGACGUGGACGUGGACGUGGACGUGGACGUGGACGUGGACGUGGACGUGGACGUGGACCUGGACGUGGACGUGGACGUGGACGUGGACCUGGACGUGGACAUGGACGUGGACGUGGACGUGGACGUGGACCUGGACGUGGACAUGGAUAUGGACGUGGACGUGGACGUGGACGUCGACGUGGAUGUGGACGUGGACGUGGACAUGGACAUGGACGUGGACAUGGACGUGGACAUGGAUAGGGACGUGGACGUGGACGUGGACAUGGACGUGGACGUGGACGUGGACGUGGACAUGUGGCGUGGACAUGGACGUGGACGUGGACAUGGACGUGGACGUGGACGUGGAUGUGGACGUGGACAUGGACGUGGACGUGGACGUGGACGUGGACAUGGUUGUGGACGUGGACGUGGACGUGGACAUGGACGUGGACGUGGACGUGGACAUGGACGUGGACAUGGACGUGGACGUGGACGUGGACGUGGACCUGGACGUGGACAUGGACAUGGACGUGGACGUGGACGUGGACGUGGACGUGGAUGUGGACGUGGACGUGGACGUGGACAUGGACAUGGACGUGGACGUGGACGUGGACAUGGAUAG
Closterium sp. NIES-65 is the source of this 5211-nucleotide messenger RNA. The record is from the annotation of a GenBank genome assembly. Lineage: Eukaryota; Viridiplantae; Streptophyta; Zygnematophyceae; Desmidiales; Closteriaceae.